AUGACAUCACAAAACAGUGAAAACUCUGAAUAUUAUAUUCAGUUCAUUGCGGAAUCAACAACCCCAAAAGCAAUGACCCUUCAACAAAUCAGAGAAGCAACACAAAAUGACCCAACUUUGCAACAUGCUGCACACAUAAUACAGAAAAACUUAUGGCAUACGUUAGACACCACAACAUUUUCCAAAGACACAGUCAUUGAUAUUCGUGAACUAAAGUUACUCCGUAAUAUCAAAGAUGAAUUAACUGUAUCUAAUGAUAAGAACAUCAUUUUACGAGACACAGGCAUUGUUAUUCCAAAAAGCUUGCGAGCAGAUGCCAUACGUUUAGCCCAUGUUGGCCACCAAGGCAUAGUUAAAACGAAGAGCCUAAUGCGAGAAAAAGUUUGGUUCCCUUUAAUUGAUUCACUUGUCAAAUCUGCAAUCGACAGCUGUAUACCAUGCCAAGCCACUGGACGUCCAAAACCACCACAACCUCUGUUAAUGCGCGAAAUACCCAAGGAGAACUUUGACACUGUAUACAUUGACUUUUUGGGUCCGUUACCAAGUGGAGAAACACUCUUUGUCCUAAUAGAUGGACGCUCCCGAUAUCCGGUAACAAAAAUUAUGAAGAAAACGGAUGCUCCUCACCUAAUUCCAUGUUUAGACGAGAUCUUUGCCACAUUUGGAUUACCAAAAAAAGUUAUCUCGGACAAUGGUCCACCGUUUCAGAGCAAAGAAAUAAAGAAAUUCAUGGAUGACAAUGGCAUUCAACACAAAACAAUCACUCCAUUAUGGCCACAAGCAAAUGAAAGCGAAACUUUCAUGAAACCACUGAUGAAAGCCAUUCGUACUGCUCAUCUGCAAAAGCAAAACUGGCGCCGCACCAUGCAGGAAUUCUUAUUAAAUUACAGAGCUACUCCCCAUACCACAACUCAAGUUGCACCGGCCACACUCAUGUUUGGUAGGAACACCCGCACAAGAUUACCUCAGACUGACACUAAAACCGACAAGAAUGCCCUUGAUCAUUCCGUCGAACAACGCGAUAAAGAACAACGACAACGCAUGAAAGAAUACGCAGAUCGACAGAGACAAAGUAAGACGACAACCAUGAAUAUUGGUGAUUAUAUACUCGUAAGACAACAAAAGCACAACAAAUUUACCCCGAAUUUUGAUCCCAAACCGCUACGAAUAAUCACAGUAAAAGGAACGAUGAUUACUGCAGAAAGACCAGGAUUCGCUAUUACUAGAAACCAAUCGUUUUUCAAACCUAUUAAAACAACUGGGCUGUCUUCUGAAGAUGAGGAGGAAAUGGAAGAUAGUGAUGAACAUGAAGAACAACGUGAUAUUGGAGACAAUGAAAAUAACAACAAUCACAACCGAGAUGAACAACAAAAUCUAGAACGACAAUAUCCAAGGAGAGAACGAAGAAGGCCGAACUAUUAUCAUUAA
Molecule: messenger RNA, 1428 nt
Organism: Paramuricea clavata
Lineage: Eukaryota; Metazoa; Cnidaria; Anthozoa; Malacalcyonacea; Plexauridae
Source: the annotation of a GenBank genome assembly